Diprion similis is the source of this 1164-nucleotide messenger RNA. RefSeq names its product eclosion hormone (gene Eh). The transcript is spliced from 3 exons. The record is from RefSeq and is a predicted model, not a curated record. Gene Ontology annotation, biological process: ecdysis, chitin-based cuticle; neuropeptide signaling pathway. Lineage: Eukaryota; Metazoa; Arthropoda; Insecta; Hymenoptera; Diprionidae. Gene Ontology annotation, molecular function: ecdysis-triggering hormone activity. Bases 482 to 736 code for a protein of 84 amino acids.
CAGCAUUUACGCCUUACAGACAGGCGAUAUGAUCAGUGCGAUCGGACCGUGCGUAGAGCGUGUGCCGUGUAAAGUUCCUUCGCAAUGGACGGUGAAUUAAUCUCAAUGACAGAUUUACGUGUAUCACCGAAAGAAUUCCUUCAGAGAAAGAUUCUACGCCGUCCAUGUCGCGGAUACUUCCGCGUCGCGUCUUGUCGCGUCGCGUCGCGUCGCGUCGCGUCGUCGUUUCGACAAGUGCUGCAGGAAAUCUAGGAAACCGAAUUAGGAUGAAAGCCAACGUCACAGGGGGUUCUCCUUAUUCAAGGAGGGUGGUCCAGGACAGAGACUCAGAGCAGACUCAGGGUGAUCGGGUAUAUAAGCUUGCGUUUCCGCGAUUCAGGUAUCACUCGACUCGCUACCAGCUCUCAGAGUCCAAACCCUCGUUUGUAACAAACAACACUUGCUCGCCGACUCAUUGUCCACCCAAGUCUUUGUUGCAGAUAUGAAGAACCAGACCCGUGUUACUAUUCUCCUCCUUGUCGUGCUCGCUGCGUUUGCCAUAGCAGCGUCGACCGGCAGCUCCAACCGCAUUGGAGUCUGCAUAAGGAAUUGCGCCCAGUGCAAGAAGAUGUUCGGCGCUUACUUCGAGGGACAACUCUGCGCUGACACCUGUGUCAAGUUCAAAGGAAAACUCAUUCCUGACUGUGAAGACGCCAGUUCAAUUGCACCUUUCAUCACCAAAAUUGACGACGAAUAAAUAUUUAUCUCGCCCUCGCUUCACCAUGCAGCCGUUUCCAGUCUAUCCGCCUACAUUUUACUCCUUCUAUAUCUGGAUUAACUGGUUUUAUCACUCUCGCCAAGUCUUCGCUCUGUCAAGUUAUACUGAUAAUUUGGAAACUUGGUUGUUUUUACGGAUGAUAACGCAGAGAAAUUCGUUUUUCACCUAGUAGAUCAUACUUCGUAUUCAAAAGAUAGAUCACGAUCAAAUAUUCUCAUGCCGAUAAUCACUACGGAUAUUCUUCGCCUGAAUUUAUCUGUUUUAUUCUUACUCGCUUGAAAUCAUUCACAAAUUGAAAACAAUUCAUUAGUGUAGACACGUGUUUGAGGAUAACUUUGUUUAUUUAUUUUUACUUUUUUUUUUCAACUACCACCACUGAAAAUAAUUCGAAGCAUUGGAAGUUAGAC